This is a messenger RNA of Vicia villosa (hairy vetch), 1142 nucleotides long. Its product is annotated as 14-3-3-like protein. Gene Ontology annotation, cellular component: cytoplasm. The coding region runs from base 124 to 906 and encodes 260 amino acids. The transcript has 4 exons. Gene Ontology annotation, biological process: signal transduction. NCBI's taxonomy places the organism in Eukaryota, Viridiplantae, Streptophyta, Magnoliopsida, Fabales, Fabaceae. The record is from RefSeq and is a predicted model, not a curated record.
UUUCGUGGUUUCCGUCUUCCUCUUCGCCCUCCUUUUCUAUUUCUCUCUCACAAUCUCAAUCGCUUUCUCUCUCUAAACUCCCUAAAAAAACUAGAUCUCACUUUCUCUCUCUAGGUUUCAUCAAUGGCGGCCGCUCCUACUCCUCGGGAAGAGAACGUCUACAUGGCGAAGCUCGCCGAACAAGCCGAGCGCUACGAAGAAAUGGUGGAGUUCAUGGAAAAGGUUUCCGCCAGCGCCGAUGGCGAGGAACUCACGGUGGAGGAGAGGAAUCUUCUCUCCGUGGCGUACAAGAACGUGAUCGGAGCAAGACGUGCCUCGUGGCGGAUCAUUUCGUCGAUCGAGCAGAAGGAAGAGAGCCGCGGCAACGAGGACCACGUUGCUGUUAUCCGUGAUUACCGAUCUAAGAUCGAGUCUGAACUCUCGAACAUCUGUGACGGUAUCCUCAAGCUUCUCGAUUCUCGUCUCAUUCCUUCCGCUACCUCUGGCGAUUCGAAGGUUUUCUACCUUAAGAUGAAGGGAGAUUAUCACAGGUACCUCGCUGAGUUUAAGACCGGAGCCGAGCGUAAGGAGGCCGCAGAGAGCACUCUUGCCGCGUACAAAUCUGCUCAGGACAUUGCAAAUGCGGAACUGCCACCAACUCAUCCAAUUAGGCUCGGCCUUGCUCUGAACUUCUCAGUUUUUUACUAUGAAAUCCUUAACUCUCCUGAUCGUGCCUGCAAUCUUGCAAAACAGGCCUUUGAUGAAGCUAUUGCUGAAUUGGAUACCCUUGGAGAGGAAUCAUACAAGGAUAGCACUUUGAUCAUGCAACUUCUCCGUGAUAAUCUCACCCUAUGGACCUCUGACAUGCAGGAUGAUGGUGCCGAUGAAAUUAAAGAAGCAGCCCCGAAAGCAGAUGAACAACAGUAAACAAAUUCAACUGCCAAUUAGAAUCAUACUUCUCCUGUUUAAGUUAAUGAAUGAAGGAAGAAGGUGCUUGUUGCCAAUCUCUUUGGGUUCUGAGAUUUUAGGCAUUCAUGUCUGUUGAGUUCUGGAGUCCUGGGCUGUUUUAGUUUGUCCUUCCAUUUUUAAGUGUUUUACAAAUUAUUGCCUAUUUUAUUGAGGACACUGAAGUUUUAUUAUAUGGAAUUGGAAAUUUAAGAUUC